Molecule: messenger RNA, 2211 nt
Organism: Morone saxatilis (striped sea-bass)
Lineage: Eukaryota; Metazoa; Chordata; Actinopteri; Moronidae
Product: phospholipase A2 inhibitor and Ly6/PLAUR domain-containing protein-like
Exons: 5
Coding region: 31-663 (210 amino acids)
Source: RefSeq, a predicted model, not a curated record
AACACCAAACUGCUGCAACUUACAUCCAACAUGAAGCUGCUGCUGACUGUCUGUCUGACCUGCACUCUGCUUUACACAGCUGAGUCCCUGCGCUGCCAUGUGUGUGACAAUGAGCAAUGUACCAACACCACCUCAGUCGAAUGUCCUGCCACGAGUAUAGUGUGCAAAACUGUCACUUCAGUGACCAAUACAAUCGCUAAACUGACGGUGAAUAAAAACUGUUCAUCGCUGGUGUCCUGCUUCACUCCUCUGCAACUUGAAACUGAAUGGUCUGUGAACAGAGGUUUUAAGAAAGAAGCCCACAACCAGCUUUGCUGUGUUACUGACAACUGCAACUUCCAGACACUGGCCAUUCCCAAUCCUUCAGAGAAUGGGAAGCAAUGUCCUUCGUGUGCAAGCUCAGCUGACAGCCUAGCGGGGACCUGCAAUGCCACUCUGUCCUGUGCUGGAGUCGAGAACAGUUGCUUCAAUGGCACCACAACGUCAAACUCCAAAGAGGUGUUGGAGCUUGGCUGUGUGUCCAGAAACCUUUGCACAUUGCAGGUCGCUCAUGAAGCUCUGUUUGGUUCAAACGCCAUGAUCGUUUGUGGAGCACCGUGGAGUGUCAGGAUCAGCGCUGUGCUGCUGACCUUGGCUCUCACAGCACAUAAAGUCCUUGUUUAGAUCAUACAGAUACUGAGAAAUUAUUUUUGUAAAAGUACAUAGCGUUAGAAUACUCAAGUAUUUCAUAGCAGUGUAACAAUGACAUAUCUGAACAGAUCAAGUAACACCCAUGUACACACAGAUAACAUUUUGCACAACAGGCACACACGUGCACACAUACAGAUGCAAUCAUACGGAUAUAAAGUCAUAGACUUGAAGGCUUGAAGAAGUGGUUAUUGAAUGGAGCGGUAAUGACAUAUUGCAGGCCAAACACAAAGACAUUUUUAGUUAUACUUUUAUGGCAAUAAAUUAUUCAGUACAACCACAAAAUGUCCAAUACAUGUGUCUGUCUUUGUAUUUUAUACACAAACAGAAGAAAAGAAAAGAAGGGGAAGGGGGUGUUGGCUUAAGAUAUUGUUAUCACCUGGAAGAAAAUGAGAGACUUUCUUCUACAGCAGUCUGACAACCAUUGACUGCUGCACUAAUUAGAACAGUUCUCUCACACUUCACAGAUCAGCUACCUACCUAUUAUUCUGAUCUGUCGUGACUUUGUCUUUCAAUGUGUUCCUUAUGACAUUUAAUAUAAUUCACAAUUUAAAGUAUCACACAUUAUUGGGGCGGUAGGUGCAUUUUGUCAGUCAUUUUGAGGGAGACACAGAUUCCCUCCCUUGCUUUUUGCGUCCUAAAUACUGCUCAGUCAGAAAUACAUCAUUUUAUAAUAAAAUGUUGUACGACUAUCAAAUUAAGUAGUCUUUGUGUGUUGAAUGUGCUAGGAGGAUGAGGGUUGAAAACACAAUCUCUCCUAAGCACCAUAUUUUGUGACUUUUUGUAAAUUUUCUUUUAACUGUUAAUUUUGCCUUUUAGGUUGAUACUCCACAACCAGGCCCAUUUCUAUGCAGUUGCAUAGGGCCCCCAAAGCCACCAGGGGGCCCCAAGCUGCCAAUUUAUCUAUAGAUGGUAGGCUAUAAUACAGUCUGUUAUUUAUUUAUUAAUUUUAAGAAAUUAAAAUUACUGGUCUCUUUUGGUAGCCAAGCACCCUCAUGUAAAUUGUGUCUAAUAGUUAAUUUAUAAUAACUAAUCUAAACUAACUAAAUCUUCAGUUAUAGAGGAGAAUCAGUAACUUUAAAAGCUGAAUUUGAUCCUUAACUGAAUAAACUGAAGCUCCUAAUGUUGCUUCUGUCCUUACAGUCAAUAUUUUGAAUCAAUGUUCAAGGCCAAAACGUUCCCUUAAUCCUGCAAAUUAAAGGAACAUUUUGGCCUCAAAUUACAAGAUAUAAAGGACUUAAAUGUGUGUUUAUAAUAAGAUGCUUUUUAGUAGAUGUGUGUGUGUUCAAGAUGUCACACAUUCCAAACUCCAUUGAGGAAACAAACAUUUUAAAAUGUACUUUGUUAAAAAUAACUCAGCACUGAAUAACAUAUUGAUUACAAAUAUCUGAAGCGUUUCAAUGGAUGUUUAGGUUAAUGAGUUUUCAGUUAACAGUUUAGGCUACUUGUCACAAACACAUGGUUUAGCACAAAUUCAACUGUAAUUCUGCUGUAACGUGUUGGUUGAAGUCUACUGGUUUCCAU